AUGGUAUGGUGGUUUCAUACGCUGAUGACACCGUCGUGGUCUUUGUGGCGGAACAUGGGAGAGAAGAAACUUAUUGGACUUUGCACAGAUGGCGUACCUGCAAUGAUAGGUGUACAAUCGGGAUUAGCUAAAAAGCUCAAGGAAAAAGAUUACGCAAUGGUUAGUACACAUUGUGUUAUUCAUCUUCAAGCUUUGGCUUCCAAAACAUUGCCACAGAAAUUACGCCAGACUUUGUACUCGGCUAUAAGGAUUGUAAACUACAACAAGAGCAGCGCUUUGAACAGUCGGUUAUUUACUUUACUUGCGAGGAUCUCGAUUCUGAUCACAAAGUUCUUCUGUUCCACACAGAAGUACGCUGGCUGUCCAAAGGCAACAUGUUUGGAUCGCCUUUAUAAAUUGAAAGAAGAGGCUCUUUUUCUUGAGUCCAAAGAAAAACACGAUUUCUUGAUGUUCAAAAAUUACACAUUUCAAUGGAGGUUGGCUUAUUUAACUGACAUAUUUGACUCCUUGAAUGAGCCAAACUUGAAACUUCAGAGCAGAAACAACAUUAUAAUAAGCAAUUACGGUUAUAUUCAGGGUUCAUAUCAAAGCUUCAACUUUGGAAUCAAAAAGUGUCUUCUGAUAAUGUUAUAUGUUUUUCUCGGCUGUUUGAAGCAAUUAAAAAUAACAUACUGGACACAAAUUAAAAAGCUCAUUUGCAACGCUGGAAGACGAAUUGCGCCGAUACUAUCGAGACAUCAAUAG
Acanthoscelides obtectus is the source of this 744-nucleotide messenger RNA. The record is from the annotation of a GenBank genome assembly. NCBI's taxonomy places the organism in Eukaryota, Metazoa, Arthropoda, Insecta, Coleoptera, Chrysomelidae.